UCACUGUGUGCGCGCCUUUGUUAUGUCACCGACUGGAAACACGGUCAGUUUUGGUUUGACACGACACACCGGCGCAUCUUAGCUUCGAGCUCCGAUUGUGAAGUCUGUCCUUCGGCAAAAUGUCGGAGGCUUUGCUGCAGUGGUGUGUGGACCAGCUGCACCAUAAGUUCGGGCUGGAGGCGUGUGAAGACAUCGUCCAAUACAUUCUAUCCAUUGAAAAGGCUGAAGAGAUUGAGGAGUAUGUGGGAGACCUCCUGCAGGGCACAGACGGGAGAAAAGGGCUCUUUAUCGAUGAGCUCCUGAUGAGAUGGAAGAAAACUCAAAGACAGACUGCAGACAAUGCAAAUCUGUUUGUUCUCAAGGAACCUGUCUCAUCCCCAGAUUCACAAGACAUGAGCAAAGACACCCAGAAAAAGGGCAAACGCAAGGGUCGUAACAAACAGGAAGUGAUGACUGCGAGUCCAGUAGAGCCUGAGCCAGAGCUAGUCAAAACCCCCAUGGAUCUGAUGAGGGCUCAAGAAAACAAUAGCACGCCUUCUUCAACAAAGAAAAAAAACAAGUUUGUCAGUCUCUAUAAUAAAGAGGGACAGGACAGGCUGGCUGUUAUACUCCCAGGUCGACAUGCCUGUGAGUGCCUUGCCCAAAAGCACAAACUUAUCAACAACUGCAUCAGCUGUGGUCGCAUUGUGUGUGAGCAAGAGGGCUCAGGACCCUGCCUCUUCUGUGGAAACCUGGUCUGUACAAGAGAGGAGCAGGAGAUCCUGCAACGAGAGUCCAACAAAAGUCAGAAACUAAGAAAGAAGCUAAUGGGAGACGCUGGAGAAAGAGAUUAUCUUCCACACCAGGAGGCCAUGAUGAAGGCCGGUUUGGAGAAGGCAGUCCAGCACAAAGAGAAGCUGCUGGAAUACGACAGGAAUAGUGUCAGGAGAACGCAGGUUCUGGAUGAUGAGUCGGAUUACUUUGCCACCGAAUCCAAUCAGUGGUUGUCACCCGGUGAGCGAGACAAGCUGAGGAAGAAAGAAGAGGAGCUCAGAGAGCUUCGGCAUGCCUCUCGCAAGGACAGGAAGAUCACAUUGGACUUUGCCGGCCGCAAAGUGACGGAAGAGGGAACAAACCUGAACGAAUACUACAACAAGUUGGAUGAGACCCUCAAGUCUAUGAGUAACGACUCUGUGUCAAACUCACCGAAGUAUUCUGACAGACCUGGUGGAAAGCAGAGCAGCGGAGAGCUGGUCAACCCCAACAUAAUGCAGUCUGCACCAGAGUGGGUGGAUGUUGGAGGCAGGGACAACAACAAGAGAAACGUCGAUCUGGGAAGGGGUUUGACAGAGGAAAAGGGAAAAGAAGAUCGCUCUAGGCUGCGGCUCCAAGACAAAGAGCUGCAGGAGAUGGCCGACGGGGGCUGGUGCCUCAGCAUGCACCAGCCAUGGGCCUCACUACUGACCAGAGGCAUCAAGAGGGUAGAGGGCCGAACAUGGUACACAUCCCACCGGGGUCGUCUUUGGAUCGCUGCUGCAGCCAAGAAGCCCACCCCUCAGGAGUGUGCUGAGGUGGAGGCCAUGUACCGCCACAUCUACAAGAGAGAGCCCAAGUUUCCUAAAGAGUACCCCACCGGCUGCCUGUUGGGCUGCGUCAACGUGACCGACUGUCUGUCUCAGGAGCAGUUCAGACAACAGUUCCCCGAUACCUGUGAGGAGUCUGCCUCUCCAUUCGUCUUCAUCUGCACCAACCCCCAGGAGCUGCUGGUGAAAUUCCCCAUGAAAGGGAAGCACAAGAUCUCGGGCCUUGAGCUCUCAGAAAGGUCACUCUGUCCCUUUGAUGGUGUUUUGAUUCAUCCCUUCCUCUUCUCUCCCCUCCCACACUUCCCUUUCACCCCCUUUCUCCCACAGGGAAGCUGGAGAGUCACUACCACCAGGGUGCCAAGAAGGGGCUGGUCCCGUCAGCUGCAGAGUGACGUGAUAGGAGAGGCUGAGGAGGAAAAACAGUCCCAUCUCACAGGAACACGGAGGAUUAUUUGUUCUGAAAGAUGGCCACAUUCUCUGCUCGGUUGUCCCAGUGAGGAGAUGUCAGUGCUGACAUAUUAAGUUUCAACUGUGUUUUUUCAUGAAAUGAUGCAGUACAGAGAUAUAUAAUCACUUUGACAAAUUUCUACAUUCUGCUUUUUUGUCUGUAUUCAACUGAUUGCGGAAAUAAAAGGUUUCACUACGUGCUUC
Messenger RNA from Acanthopagrus latus (yellowfin seabream), 2213 nucleotides. RefSeq names its product thyroid hormone receptor interactor 4 (gene trip4). Gene Ontology annotation, cellular component: nucleus. Gene Ontology annotation, molecular function: zinc ion binding; transcription coactivator activity. The transcript is spliced from 13 exons. Gene Ontology annotation, biological process: positive regulation of DNA-templated transcription. Lineage: Eukaryota; Metazoa; Chordata; Actinopteri; Spariformes; Sparidae. Bases 120 to 2084 code for a protein of 654 amino acids. The record is from RefSeq and is a predicted model, not a curated record.